Messenger RNA from Trichomonas vaginalis G3, 1029 nucleotides. RefSeq names its product N-acetylphosphatidylethanolamine-hydrolyzing phospholipas protein. NCBI's taxonomy places the organism in Eukaryota, Parabasalia, Trichomonadida, Trichomonadidae. Gene Ontology annotation, cellular component: cytoplasm. The coding region runs from base 1 to 1029 and encodes 342 amino acids. The record is from RefSeq and is a predicted model, not a curated record. The transcript has a single exon.
AUGAUGUUGCUCAACCAACAAGCUGGCUUCUUUAUACCAGAAAACUUACCUACUUAUAACGAUGCACACCACGCAAGUGGGAAAUUUAUUAACAAUGAUGGUGAUCCAAUUGUUCCAUUAGGACAUCUCGGACUGAAAAUAGUACCAUUAGUCUUCAAAGCUCUAUUUGCAGAAAAAGAUGUAACACGAGAAAUGCCACAUCGAAAUCCAAAAUAUGACUUUAAUCUUGGUGACGGAAUAAGAGAUUGGUGGAUUGGCCAUGCAACAAACUUAAUCCAAAUCAAGGAUAAAUUUAUCAUAACAGAUCCAAUGUUUGAGAGUUCUUGCUCUCCAUUGAAAAUGGGAUUGUCAAGGAAGACUCCAGCAGCGUGCAAAAUAGAGGAAUUACCUAGAAUUUCAUAUGUGCUGAUCUCCCAUAACCAUUAUGAUCAUUUGAACAAAGGAUCCGUCAAGAAAAUCAAAUCUUUUUUCCCUGAUUGUCACUUUUUAGUUCCUCUUGGUAAUGGCAGUCUUUUAUCAAAAUGGGGAAUCAUUCAUUAUACAGAGUUUGAUUGGAGAACACACUUGAAUAUUGAAGGCAUCAAUUUCACAUGCUUCCCAGCAAGACAUGAAUCAGCCCGCUCUUUGUGCAAUAUAAAUAAAGCACUAUGGUGUUCAUGGCUGAUAGAACAUGAGAAUGUAAAGAUCUACUUUACAGGAGAUACAGCUGUUGGACCACAUUUUGCAGAAAUCAAGGAAACAAUCGGAAGAGGCCCAGAUUUGAUGAUUGCAGGAAUCGGCCCGACUGUUCCGAGAGAGACAAUGAGAGUUGUCCAUAUGGAUGGAAAGGAUGCUUGGGAUAUGGCUAAAGCUAUUGGCGCUGCCAAACUUACUCCAAUUCAUUAUGGAACAUUUCCUCUUGGAAGAAAAACAACUAAGUCUGACCUUGACAUAUUUAUGGAGAAAGCUGAGGCUGGCAAAUCAUUAGUUAUCAAUACUGGUGGAAGAAUUGAUUGGAAUGGUUCCGAAUUUGUUGUAGCUGAUUUAUAA